AUGAUUCAGGAACGGGCGAUUGGACAAUACUUUGGCUCGUUCUCAUCGGCGCAGCUCUCGAAAGCGUCAGAGGUUUUCGGAUGGCCGAUGGAUGAACUCGAGCAGCGUCUCGUUCUCUCCAUUUGCUCCGGCCAUCUUCCCGCUAAACUCGACCUCGCCAAUGCUAUCCUACGCGCUCAUCAACCCACUCCUCGCUCCCGUCUCCUCGCUAAUGUCACCUCAUCCGCUAAAAAAAUUCAGCAUGACUCAUCGGCCGCUCUCUUUCGUCUUAAGCUUAUGAGCGCUGACCUCCUCGUCCGUGAUGUCAAUCAACCUAACAUUCCCUCUCUUACCCCUUCCUCUGAACCCGUAUAUCUGUGA
This is a messenger RNA of Puccinia triticina, 360 nucleotides long. RefSeq lists its product as uncharacterized. NCBI's taxonomy places the organism in Eukaryota, Fungi, Basidiomycota, Pucciniomycetes, Pucciniales, Pucciniaceae. Bases 1 to 360 code for a protein of 119 amino acids. Gene Ontology annotation, cellular component: COP9 signalosome. The record is from RefSeq and is a predicted model, not a curated record. The transcript is spliced from 2 exons.